CCGCGGGUCGUCAUAUCCGGAAAACCGUACAGUUAUAAAGUCCAGUUUGUUUCGUUACAGAGAAAUGUUGAUAAACUCAUUAGAAUAAAUGCACAAGAGUCCAAAUGACGAACAAGAUGAGCGUCUCGUUUUCUCAGAUCAUCUGGAGAGUUUGUAAUUUAUUCAUGUCAGUAUUUUUCUCGCUGGCAACUUAUGUGCAGAUAAAUGAUCCAGAUGCUGCUUUGUGGAUGGUUGGUUAUGCUAUUCCAGCUGGGUUGUGUUUUUUGCUUUGCUGUCAACCACAAAUAACAGAGUCAUUGUUAUGGAGGAGAAUGGCUGAUCUGCAUGUGCUUGUAGCCUCUACAUUUGGAGUCAUUCUGGGCUGGAAACUUUAUAAAGAGGGAAUUACAGACAUUUUCCAACAAGAGGAAGGAAGGGAAUGUUGUGGACUCAUGCUGACAGUUUUCUGGCUGCUGUUGUGUCGACAUUCAGGAAGGAGCUCUGUGGGCUCUGUGAGGAUCUGCACUGCUGUGGGAAUCACUGUGUUUCCCUUCAUCACAUGGAUCUAUUACUACAUCAACACAGAGCUGAGGAAACACUGGCCUGAACACUGUACAACUGCUCUCUGAUCAGACAAAGCACUCAAGACGCUCUAGAUCAGCACAACACACAGAUCAACUGAACUUGACUGGAGACUGAUGAGACAAUCAGCAGCCAUUGAUCUUGAAGAAAGCUUUAAUUAUUCAAGCAUUGUAGAAAUACAAAAUUCAGUGCUGCAAACAUGAUAAUGUUAUUUGUCUUUCAAGUAUAUGAACAGUAUAAAUGUGUCUCAUAAUGCUUUCAUAAACUAGAUAAUGUCAUAAUGAAGGAUAAUAAAGAACGCCUUCUGAAGGUUAACUAUUCA
Molecule: messenger RNA, 883 nt
Organism: Labeo rohita (rohu)
Lineage: Eukaryota; Metazoa; Chordata; Actinopteri; Cypriniformes; Cyprinidae
Gene: tmem220
Product: transmembrane protein 220
Exons: 6
Coding region: 105-608 (167 amino acids)
Source: RefSeq, a predicted model, not a curated record